AUGCUUAUGUUCUCGAGACUGAUAGAAGAUGGUCGUGUUCUCAAAAUUGGUGAGCAGAGUCUGUUAGAUUCAAGGCGUACUUAUGGAAUGAAUUCUGAUUUGGAACUGCAUUGUGGCCGUUUGCGGCGAUUCUUCUUUGGCGAUGAGCCGUGGAAAAUAGCUGAAAAAGAUUCAGAUAUCGAGAAACUUUUCCGGAAAUUUUUUUACAAAUUGCGAAUUAAGCUUCAAAGCGCCAGCAGGGAAGAAUGUGAGCAUCAAGAGGAAGAUAUUAUCCCAUCAUCGAGUAGCAUCUUAGAUAUCCCGAACAGUUCCAAGUUCAUGCGUCAUCAUACGACUCGUUUAGCUGUGGAUGUUCACGAAAAAGAUGACCUUGAAUUAAGAGAGAAUCGGAUGAAAUUCAAUCAAUUACGGCGAUUGCGUGCCUCCCAAAAAAACUUACCCAUUUAUGAAAAACGCGACGAGAUUUUGGAAAGCCUCAAAAAUGUAAAAGUUCUUCUUAUUGCUGGUGAUACAGGUUGCGGCAAAAGUACUCAGGUUCCACAAUAUCUUUUGGAUGCAGAUUACGACCGUAUCGUCUGUACGCAGCCACGACGCAUUGCAGCAAUAGCUCUUGCUCGACGAGUUGCCUAUGAAACGUUGAAUGAAUAUGGGAGUAAAAUCGCUUAUCAAAUAAGGUUCGAGAAAACACGUACAACAAGAACUCGGCUGUUAUUUGUCACUGAAGGACUACUUCUAAGACAAUUGCAGUCCGAUCCGGAACUUAAUCAGUAUAAUGUCAUUAUACUGGAUGAAAUCCAUGAGCGUAAUUUAUCCGGCGAUUUCUUGUUAGGACUACUUCGCAACUUGGUACGAAGGCGAGAUGAUUUGAAACUGAUUUUAAUGAGUGCUACCAUCAAUCUAGAAUUGUUUCAGAGCUAUUUUGGAGAUAGUCCUGUUAUCAAGGUUGCUGGACGUCUUUAUCCUAUCGAGCUACGAUACAUGCCAAUCAAGGAGCACAACCAAUAUGAGUCAGAAAAAAAGAAAGCGAAAAUUGACCCCGCACCGUAUCUCAAUAUCCUUCAAAUGAUUGAUGCAAAAGUUGACAGUAACGAAAGGGGUGAUGUUUUAAUAUUUCUGAACGGUGUCUCGGAAAUAUCAACGGUUGCAGAAGCCCUAAAAGUUUACGCAGAAACAUCAAAGAAAUGGAUUAUUUUAACGCUCCACAG
Molecule: messenger RNA, 1205 nt
Organism: Acanthocheilonema viteae
Lineage: Eukaryota; Metazoa; Nematoda; Chromadorea; Rhabditida; Onchocercidae
Source: the annotation of a GenBank genome assembly